GCUUUGCAGCGCCGGCUAGGCGCGGCGAGGAGAAGCGGUGGGAAGGCGCAACCGCUCACCUGCGGGGCAGCGCGCACCGGAGGGACCGGGCUGCGCUCUCGUGGGCCCUGGCAUUCGGACUCUACCGGAGCCUUGCAAGCGGCUACGCUCCGGGUGUUCCCCGCCGGUCUGCCCGGAGGAGCCGAGGGGCCACCGGCAGCUCUUUGCUUUGACCGAGGGGAGGCGGGGAGAGAGGCGAGCCAGGCAGAAACUCGAGCCGGGAACAAAGAGGGAUCGGGCUCGAGUGUGUGUGUGUGUGUGUGUGUGUGUGUGUGUGUGUGUGUGUGUGUGUAAGUGUGUGUAUCGGCCCGAGCUGCGGGCUGGAACAUUUGGACCCGAAGCUCCUGCUGUGACUCCCCAAGACUCCGCCGUGCCAGCCACCGCCGAUUCCCAGCGCUCAUCAGCACAAACUUUAUUCUUGGCAAACUUCUCUUUUUCUCCCCUCCUCCUCCGCCCCCUCCCCCUCCAGCAGAUUAAAUGCUCCUCCAGAAGGAAAACUGAAGCGAAAGGGAAGGAAAGAAGCUCUAACGCGGACGUCUGCAGCCCGGGUGGCUCUUUAUUGUUUACUCUGAAGGAAGUGGACUUUUCGGUAUUUUCUGAUUCUUCUCGCACCUCCGCUGGGGCAAACGGAGCCUCUUGGCCCGGCUCUCCUCUUCUCAAAAACAAAACAAAACCCGAAAUCAGCAUCCGAGGAAUCCGUGGAGAGGUUUUGCACGGUGACGCACCACGAGACCCUCGUUUGCACUUUGGAAAGUCGUGUCCCCUCCGGAACCGGUGUCCUCGAAGCACAGACCCCAGCAGCGAGUGCGGCGUGGGGUGGCCACCCAGCCCUGGCAGCCUAGCCUAGUGCACGCGGAGCGGCGUAGACGCUCUGAGAGGCGCCGGCGGCUGCCGCCCUCGCAGUCUGGUGCCCUUCGCCCCAGGGCCGGGCGCCGGCGUCCUUCUAAGUGGGAAAGCGCGGCAAUCGCAGAGGCUCCUGCAGCUGCUCCAGCCGUGGGCCCCUCGCUUGCCCACCCCGCUUCCAUUCACAGUCCUUCCGCACUCAGUCUUCCAACUCCCCCACCUCACAUCGACCCUCCCUUCCUGCUGUCUCGGAGUGCUCCCGCAGCGGAGCGGAGAUUACACAGCCGCCGGGAUGCCCCAACUUUCCGGAGGCGGCGGCGGGGGGGACCCGGAACUCUGCGCCACCGAUGAGAUGAUCCCCUUCAAGGACGAAGGCGAUCCCCAGAAGGAGAAGAUCUUCGCCGAGAUCAGUCACCCCGAAGAAGAGGGCGACUUAGCCGACAUCAAGUCAUCCUUGGUUAACGAGUCCGAAAUCAUCCCAGCCAGCAACGGGCAUGAGGUGGUCAGACAAGCCCCGUCCUCUCAGGAGCCCUACCACGACAAGGCCAGAGAACACCCUGAUGACGGAAAGCAUCCAGACGGAGGCCUGUACAACAAGGGACCCUCCUACUCCAGUUACUCUGGCUACAUAAUGAUGCCCAAUAUGAACAGCGACCCGUACAUGUCAAAUGGGUCCCUUUCUCCACCCAUCCCGAGGACAUCAAAUAAAGUGCCGGUGGUGCAGCCCUCUCACGCGGUCCACCCGCUCACCCCCCUCAUCACCUACAGCGACGAGCACUUUUCUCCGGGAUCCCACCCGUCACACAUCCCGUCAGAUGUCAACUCCAAGCAAGGCAUGUCCAGACACCCUCCAGCUCCUGAAAUCCCCACCUUCUACCCCCUGUCUCCGGGCGGCGUUGGACAGAUCACCCCACCCCUUGGCUGGUUUUCCCAUCAUAUGAUUCCUGGUCCCCCUGGCCCCCACACAACUGGCAUCCCUCAUCCAGCUAUUGUAACACCUCAGGUCAAACAGGAGCAUCCCCACACGGACAGUGACCUAAUGCACGUGAAGCCUCAACAUGAACAGAGAAAGGAGCAGGAGCCAAAAAGACCUCACAUUAAGAAGCCUCUGAAUGCUUUCAUGUUAUAUAUGAAAGAAAUGAGAGCGAAUGUCGUAGCUGAGUGUACCCUAAAGGAGAGUGCAGCUAUCAACCAGAUCCUGGGCAGAAGGUGGCACGCCCUCUCCCGGGAAGAGCAGGCCAAAUAUUAUGAACUAGCACGGAAAGAGAGACAGCUACACAUGCAGCUUUAUCCAGGCUGGUCAGCGCGAGACAAUUAUGGCAAGAAGAAGAAGAGGAAGAGAGAGAAGCUACAGGAAUCGACUUCAGGUGGUAAGAGAAGCUCCUUCCCAACGUGCAAAGCCAAGGCAGCGACCCCAGGCCCUCUUCUGGAGAUGGAAGCUUGUUGAAACCCCAGACUGUCUCCACAGCUUGCCCGGCUGACCCCAAGGAACACUGACAGCAACCUUACCCUGAGGUCACUGCUAGCGCUGACCCACAGACAACAGUCACUGCCACCUCUUCCUUCUGUCUACUGCAAGCGCCGACUUCCAAAAAGAAAGCCGAAAACGGUUGUUUCGGAAAAAGAAAAAAAAAAUUUUUUUCAGCCCAUGAGAAGGCUAGCAGGCCCUGCCCACUGAGCGGCACUGCCUCCGGUCUCUGCGAUUCUCCAGCAUCUUCUGCGCCAACCUGUCACCCUUUCGCAAGGACAGACAGGACCUUGGCUGUGUUUGCCUUGUCACGUGCAACUAGAAAGCCAGCGACCAGAGCGGGUAUCCUGGUGUGAGAAUUGUGAAGACUACUCUCGCUCCUGUCUUCAUUUUCCUAUCCAAAUUUUUAUUUAACAGUACAAAAGGAUCAAGUUUGUGUUUGCUUCUUCUUCUUCUUCUUUUUUAACUUGGAAUUUUUAAAUUUACUCUUUUUUUUUUUAUUUUUAUUUUCCUUGUAUAUUUUUGCUAACUCUGAGCUUUUAAGUGAAAUUCAUAGGUCUGGAAGAGUUUGAAAUAAAAACAAGAUGAAAAGAA
Messenger RNA from Mus caroli (Ryukyu mouse), 2944 nucleotides. RefSeq names its product lymphoid enhancer binding factor 1 (gene Lef1). Gene Ontology annotation, cellular component: beta-catenin-TCF complex; chromatin. The record is from RefSeq and is a predicted model, not a curated record. Lineage: Eukaryota; Metazoa; Chordata; Mammalia; Rodentia; Muridae. Gene Ontology annotation, molecular function: DNA-binding transcription factor activity, RNA polymerase II-specific; RNA polymerase II cis-regulatory region sequence-specific DNA binding. Gene Ontology annotation, biological process: regulation of transcription by RNA polymerase II; canonical Wnt signaling pathway.